GUUUUUUUCUCUUUUCUAUACAAAAUGCUGUGCACAUGAAGACGAUCUGAAGCGUCCACGUGAUGAUAGAAAGGAAGACUGUUACCGUCAUGCCAAGUUGUAUAACCACUCAAUUGUACUUUGGACCGAGGGCUCCACAAAUAAAGCAAUCGUAGCCCGCCUGUUGGCUUUGUGCUUUCCUUCUACAGCAGAAGGACAUUCGUGUUUGUGUGUGCACGCUUGCAGGGGCAGUUUUCAGAAUCUGAGUUACUAGCAAGGAGGCGGGAGAAACCACAGGCGGAAAUCGCCGCCUUUAACACACAACUACGAAGCAAUAGCGGCACUCGGCUCCAGUCCUGCAACCAGAGAGCAGAACUAAUCCGCGGCCUUCUCUCGCCACGAACCGGAUUGCCCAGCUGGCGGAUGCAAAACAGCAAAGCGUAAAUUACGCACCCAGAAGCAGACCGUCCAUGUCAAAGAUCAGGUGCCACAAAGCAAUUACACCUUAACACAGAAGAAUGAUCAUCCUUUUCCAGCUGAUACUUUAUCUCUGGCCAACCAACGGUGCUAUAGAUGAGAGACCUUCAAAGCCCAACAUCAUCUUGUUCAUGGUUGAUGACCUUGGCAUUGGAGAUUUGGGAUGCUAUGGAAAUACAAGUCUAAGGACUCCCAAUAUUGACAGUUUAGCUAAUGGAGGCAUAAAACUAACUCAUCAUAUAGCAGCUUCCCCAUUAUGUACACCAAGUAGGGCAGCUUUCUUGACAGGCCGAUAUCCUAUCAGAUCAGGAAUGGCAAGUCUGAAUCGGCUUGGAGUCUUAUUAUUUUCAGCCUCUUCAGGGGGUCUGCCUGCUGAAGAAAUAACAUUUGCAAAGCUGCUUCAACGGGAAGGUUAUUCUACAGGUCUUAUAGGCAAAUGGCAUCUUGGUUUAAAUUGUAACAGCAGUCGUGAUUUCUGCCACCACCCCUUAAAUCAUGGAUUUGAUCAUUUCUAUGGAAUUCCUGUGAAUAAUAUUAGAGACUGCAAACCUGGGGGUGGAAGUGUUUUCACCAAAGGAAUUAAAAUGCAUAUUUCCUCAACCCUUCAGAUCACUGGAAUUUCUCUUAUAACUUUGGAAGUUAUGCAUUAUAUUGGCUUUUUCAAAAUUCCACAUAGAAUGGUAGGCUACUUCUUUUUGUUGGUUGUUACAUUGAUGGCAAUCAUAUUCCUCUUCUUUAACAACUUUCGGCAGCUGAAUUGCUUGCUGAUGAGAAAUUACACUAUUACCCAGCAACCAUGGAUUUAUGACAACCUAACUCAGAGAUUUACAGAAGAUGCCAAACAUUUUAUAAGAAGGAAUAUUGACAAACCAUUUCUCCUAUUCCUAUCAUACCCUCAAGUCCAUACAGCUCUUUAUGCAUCACUAGCUUUUAGAGAAAAGAGCAAGCAUGGCUUAUAUGGGGAUGCCGUGGAAGAAGUAGACUGGAGUAUAGGACAGAUUCUCCAAGUAUUAGAUCAAUGGAACUUAAGCAAGCAUACUCUUGUAUAUUUCACUUCAGAUCAUGGAGCACAUCUUGAAGAAAUAUCAGACAAUGGAGAAGUCCAUGGUGGUCAUAAUGGAAUAUUUAAGGGUGGAAAGUCUACAAAUUGGGAAGGAGGGAUUCGAGUGCCUGGCCUCCUCUACUGGCCUGGUGUUCUUGACCCCGGAAAACAUAUUUCUGACCCAACAAGUAAUAUGGAUAUAUUCCCUACCAUAAUUAAACUUGCUGGAGCAUCACUGCCCAAUGACCGAAUUAUUGAUGGACAUGAUCUAAUGCCCUUGCUUCAAGGCAAUGUUCUCCAAUCUGAGCAUGAAUUUCUCUUUCAUUACUGUAAUGCAUAUUUAAACGCAGUUCGGUGGCAUCCAAGAAACAGUAACGCUAUUUGGAAGAUAUUUUACUUCACUCCAAAUUUCAGUCCCAAAGAAUCUAAUGGAUGCUACGAUUAUCAUGUAUGCUUCUGCCAUGGGCCAUAUAUCACAUAUCAUGAUCCACCAUUACUUUUUGACCUCUUCAAGGACCCAGAAGAAAAUAAUCCACUGACACCAGAAACUGAGAGUCGUUUCCAUGAAAUUCUUCAAACUAUUCACCAUGCAGUGGACAACCACACCAAGUCAAUACUUGCUGUUCCCAACCAGUUUUCACUGGGACAUAUCCUGUGGAAGCCCUGGCUUCAACCUUGCUGUUCUUCCUUACUCCAAUGGUGUUACUGCAAUCAUGAAUCAUGAGGAAACAAAACUUUAUGUAGAGCCUGAUAUUAUCACUGAGAAUUGUAAAGAACUCAUGUUCUUUAGGAAUAAACAAGAACACAUUGCAAUUAUAUUUCCUUAAUAUUUGUAUUAAUUGUGCUUAAUAAUAAUGUAAGAGUUACUAGAACCAUGUUAAAGUGGACUCACUCAUUCUUGAAGUGCCAGCAAAAGAAGGUGAUUGUAUGAUUACAAUUUUGCUCAUGUUCACCGAGUAAUUUUUCUGAGUAAAAUGGACAUCUCUGAAACAAGGCCAAACCUCCAAAAAAACCAGACUGCAUCCUUUACCAACAAUGCAUAA
Pseudonaja textilis is the source of this 2541-nucleotide messenger RNA. It is a transcript of the gene STS, whose product is annotated as steroid sulfatase. Lineage: Eukaryota; Metazoa; Chordata; Lepidosauria; Squamata; Elapidae. The record is from RefSeq and is a predicted model, not a curated record. Gene Ontology annotation, molecular function: arylsulfatase activity.